AUGGAGGAGAGAGCAAAGUGCUUGGCAUUGCUCGGAGCCGGAGCUCUGGUAGGCUCUGUUUCCACCAUCUUUCUAUUGAAGCUUCGAGCGAGACGGACUGUGAAACAAUGUGAUGAAAAGGGAGUUGAAUUGAAUAUUACUGGGAAUGGAAAUAGUAGGAUGACUGGUCUGGACCUUCUAAGUGAUGAGAUAGUUUCUGAACAAUUAAAGAGGAACAUUCAAUUCUUUGGACUUGAGCCUCAACAAAAAGUGACUGCAUCCUAUGUUGUGGUCAUUGGUCUUGGUGGAGUUGGAAGUCAUGCUGCAUCUAUGCUUUUGCGAUCAGGGAUUGGCAAGCUCCUCCUUGUGGACUUUGAUCAGGUAUCAGUUUCAUCACUUAAUCGACAUGCUGUUGCAACAAGAGCAGAUGUUGGUAUCCCAAAAGCACAGUGUCUGAAAGAGCAUUUCUUGUCAAUAUUCCCAGAGUGCCAGAUAGAAGCAAAAGUUCUAUUAUAUGAUUCUUCAACAGAAGAGGAAAUUCUUUCAGGUCAUCCUGAUUUUGUUUUAGACUGUAUUGAUAACAUUGAUACAAAGGUGGCACUUCUUGCUGCGUGUGUACGUAGGGGUUUGAAGGUACUAUCGGCAACAGGAGCUGGUGCUAGAGCUGACCCCACCAGAAUACGCAUUGCUGAUUUAAGACAAUCAACAAAUGACCCAUUAUCACGAGCUGUAAGACACCGUUUGAGGAGGGAUCAUGGCAUUGAAGGUGGCAUUACUGUUGUAUUUUCAUUAGAGAAACCUAAGGCAAAGCUUCUUCCAUUUAAAGGACCAAGUGGAGAAGAAGAAAACCCUUCAGAUUAUCAGAUACUACCGGGGUUUAGGGUUCGCAUAAUACCUGUUCUGGGUACCAUCCCUGCAAUAUUUGGACAGGUCAUGGCCUCCUAUGUUUUGACACAACUGGCAGGAUUACAAGUUCAAACGGAACCUAUUGUAAAUUUGGAUAUUGACCAUUACCGGAUGCUUCACCAACGCCUUAUUGAGCAUGAGGAGUCAUUGUAUGGCACUGCCUUGCAAGUCCAUGUAGAUGUCGAGGAAGUGAUGUUUGUUGUAAAAGAGUUGUGGCAUGGAAGAAGUGCAAGAGAACUGUUUGCUAAAGAUGUUGGGCGUGGUAUGUGGCGAUCGGUAAAUGAGUUAAUGCUUGUGAGGUGGGACCAGGAAAAGCCGGCAUCUGUGGCCAACCUAAUUCUUCUGAAAUUUAAAGAGGCAGAAGAACAUGAAUCGAGGAUGCUUGAGGAUAUUAAAGAAAGAGAACCAGAAUAUUUUGUUAGAGUGACAUCUAUUCUGAAGCGGGCUGAACUAGAAUUUGGCUUGUAA
This is a messenger RNA of Prunus armeniaca (apricot), 1353 nucleotides long. The record is from the annotation of a GenBank genome assembly. Lineage: Eukaryota; Viridiplantae; Streptophyta; Magnoliopsida; Rosales; Rosaceae.